GGCGCGCGGCGAUGCGGGGCGGCGAGAGCGCGGGCCGCUAGCCGGGCGCGGGCCGCCAUGCUCCUCGUGCUGCUCGUCUGGCUGGCUCCAGUGACGGGCCUGGAGCCAGCGCUGGACUUGCUGGACGGCCUGCAGCUGCGCAACGUCAGCAGGCAGGGAGUGAGCGCGGUGCCCGGCCCGCAGCACUUCCGGACAGCCUUCUACCUGCAAGGUGACUACAGGGACCUACGGUUACCUCCUUCCUCUUUCCAACGAGCAGUCGAUCUCCUGCGCCACAACACUGAGUUCACCCUAGCAGCAUCUCUGCGUCAGGAGGAAGCUAAUUCAGGAACUAUUAUUGCCUUUUCACAUGGUUUUAACAGGUAUUUGGAGCUGCAGUCAAGUGGUAGGAAAGAUGAAAUUCGUUUACACUACACAGCUCAGUAUGAUGCAACCAUCCAUGUGGAGGUAUUUCCAUACAGACUGGCAGACAAUAUGUGGCAUAAAGUGGCUCUUUCAGUAUCAGGUGCUCAAGUUGAACUCCUAGUUGAUUGCCAAAUACUUUAUCGUCGGUUAAUUCGGAUGCCUGAUCGUAAUUUUACUGCACCACAGUUAUCACUAUGGGUUGGUCAGAGGAACAGCAAGCAUUCCUUCUUUAAGGGUGCUGUAGAAGAAGUACGUAUCAUUGCUGGCCCUCAUGGAUACCUGAAGCAAUGCCCUCUGUUAGAUUCAAGCUGCCCUACAUGUGGGCAGUUUUCUUUGCUGCAGAGUACAGUUGAGCAGCUGACACAGAAUCUGUAUGAUCUCUCACAAAAACUCAUUGCAGCAGAAGAACGAAUAAGUAAAGUUGAAUCAUGUGAUUGCUACAAGUCAUGCCGUGUCAAUGGGUCAAUACAUACAGAUGGUGCAUCUUGGCAACAUGAUUGUGAAAUUUGUUCCUGUGUGCAUGGAGAUAUUCAGUGUCGACCUGUGCAGUGUCCAGAAGUCAACUGUAAGAAUCCUGUCCGUGAACCCGGAAAAUGCUGCCCUGUCUGCCGAAAACAGUGUCUCUUGAGAGGAGUGAUGUACGAUGAUGGUGAAUCAGUGAACCUACGCACUUGUGUGGACUGCCAGUGCCGGAAUGGUUUCAUGCAUUGUGUACGCCGUGAUCCAAACAUCACAUGUCCGCCACUUCCUUGCAGCCCACAGGAGCAGUUCUCUGUUCCUGAGGAAUGCUGCAAAUUCUGUCCUGGGGUGGAUUACUGCAAUAAGGGACAUAUGUGCCAUGAAAAUGCUACUUGUCUCAACUUACAAACUACUUAUGCAUGUCACUGCAACACUGGAUUUUCUGGGGACGGUCAUUUGUGCCAUGAUGUGGAUGAAUGCCAGCAAGAAGGCGGACUCGAUGGACAUCACUGCCAUUCCAAUACUCGCUGUGUCAAUACUCCAGGCUCUUAUGUAUGUGAAUGUUUGCCUGGUUAUCGACGUCUUGAUAAGUUCAAUUGUGUGGAGUUGGAUGAAUGUAGCACAGGAGAACAUGGAUGCCAUAGCCAUGCUUCGUGUGUCAACACACUGGGAAGCUACCGCUGCCAAUGCCAGCAGGGCUAUGAAGGCGAUGGAUACAACUGUAAACCUGUGUGCAAUCAGACCUGCUUGAAUGGUGGAGAGUGCAUUGCACCAGGAAAGUGCCAGUGCAGACAAGGUUAUGUUGGUGACUAUUGUGAACAAGAUCUUGAUGAAUGUAGCACUGAGAUGCAUAACUGCCAUCAAAGCUCACAAUGUGUAAAUAUGCCUGGUUGGUACUACUGUCGCUGUAAAACUGGUUUCCGUGCAUUGCCUCACCACGAUUCUGUCCUGGGAGCGAUAUGUCAAGAUGUAGAUGAGUGUUCUGAAGGUCUCCACACAUGUCAUCCCUCUGCAAAAUGUAUUAAUACGGAAGGGAGUUUUCAGUGUUCUUGCAGUGAUACUGAAACACCCAACUGCAAACUAAGUUGUAUGUUUGAGGGAGAUGAACUGAUGAAUGGUGGAGUUGUGACCCCAAAAGGCAGACCAUGUCAUCGCUGUGAAUGUUCUGAUGGUGUUGUCUCCUGUCGUGAUCCCAUAUGUGACUGCAGCCAACGGAGCAGUCGCAAUGAUAAAUGUUGUCCUCAGUGUGAUCCUAGUGCAGCUUGCCAUCAUCAAGAACUGAGGCAUGUUGUGUUUCGAAGUGGUGAACGUUGGAUCUAUCAGUGCCAAACAUGUGAAUGUCUGUAUGGAGAGAUUGACUGCUGGCCAAUGGAGUGCCCUCCUCUGCUGUGCAGUGAGCCCAUACUGGCACCAGGUGACUGUUGUCCACGUUGUGAAGAUGAUCCCUGUCCACUGGAUAGAGGUGACAAUGGCAGUUCAGGACAGCCCUGUACAUAUGCUGGACACUUGUUUGAAUCAGGCAGCCAGUGGCAGAAUCCUCACGACAAAUGUAGUACCUGUAAUUGCAAAGAUGGGAGGCUUUGCUGCAGUUAUGACUACAGUUGUGGUGACAGCCAGUUCAACAAGUCUGCACAGCCUACUGGAAGUACUUCACAUUCUUUACAGCUUAAUAGUGUUAUUAGUAAAGUUCCUGAUGAAAAUUCCCAAGCUAGGGUGGCAAGCUUAUUGUCAUCGCAAGCACAAGUUCGGCAGAUUACUCAGUAUGCCACUAGCAACAAGACAGUGGACAAAAGGUUAUCACAACCUGGCACAGAAAUGCCAGAGAACAAGACAAAACACUUUGCUGCUAGUGCUGUUUCUAACAGUUGUGAUGAUGGGUCAUCUUGUAGUGGGGACAGCCCAAUGCCUAAGACUCCAGCUCUUCCUAAAAAUUCUGGAGGUGGUCAUAUUGACACAAUUCCUGAAAAAACUGGUGUUAGUGUGGGACAGAUUAUUGAAAGUGUUACAGAAAAGGCUGUGGAGAACACCAGCUCACCACAGGCUUCAAUGGAUAUUGACAAUGGUGAUCACGUGGCCUGAAUUAACAAAUGUGAAUCGGUAAGAGCGAAACUUGUGAUUCUAAGUGUAUGUGGUUCAGUAAUGAAGCCAAAAGAAGAAAUGAAAUAAAGUAUAAGGAAGCUUACUUAUGUGGUUGAGAAGAUCUAGUUUUAGUAGACCUGGGAGUGAGAGCAGCUGUUAGUUGUUUGCAUACAGGUGAGUGCCUGUCUUAGAUUCAGGUAAAUUAUGUUUGUGAAAUUGUUGUGGGCACAGUGCCUGUUGCUUGUGAAAGAGAACAUUUCCUCUUAAUAAGAUAAUACUUAUCUAAAUACAUAAACAGAACUGAAGUAUUAAUGUAGGCAAAUGUGUGGAACUGAGCUUUGUAGAUAUAUUUAUACACAUUUGCCUGUUGUACAUAAAUCUGUUACAAAGCUGACAGUUGUUUCUUUCUGUUCUGUACAGAAACUACAGUUGUGUAAGGGAUUUCCAUUUGAUAUAAAUCAUGUGAUUUUCCUAUGUUUGUACUGAGUUGUAAGUUAUAAAUAAUAUUUAAUAUUUGGUUAUUUUUGUGGUAUGUAAAGUACAGUUUACCAUUCCACAGUUUCAGCAGUGCUAACCAUCAAAACACUAUAGAAAAUCUGUUUGACUUAAUGAUGUAGAUUUUGAAUAUGUUAUUCAAUUAUGUGAAAAUGUCUAAAUUAGUAGAGUAUGUCGUGGAGAGAAUGAUUUAAGUGAAGGAGUUAACAGCAUUUUCAAGUGUCUGGGGACAGAAGGAGAUGUAGAGAGAGAGAGAGAAGAGAGAGAGAGAGAGAGAGAGAGAGAGAGAGAGAGAGUAUGGUUGAGUGUUUAAGUAAAUGAAUGACAUUCCUCAUAGUAAUAAUUCUGAUACUAACUUUCCACAAAGGAGGAAUCUUUGCAACAUAAAACACACGCCAUGUCUAAAAUUAUGUUAUUAGAGAGUAAGUGAAGUGCAUUGGUGAUAUUAUUGAAAAGAUGUACUGUUUUUUUCUGUUUUGGUUUUUGAGGAAGUCUAAACUGGUAGUGUUGCAUUAUUUGGAGUAUGAAAACCUAAAGAAAUGGUCUCAUAAUGGACACUCACUCUAAACAAUUUUGGAUGUUUGUGGAACUGUGUCAUAGAUAAUACAGGGAAACAGAAGCUUCAAUUGUGCAUUAUAACACUGUAAUUAAUGCAACAAAAGUUUGGUCUAACCAGUGAUACAUGAAUUUAAUCUGAAGUAAUCAGAAAUGCAUAAAAGUAUGAAACUGAUUAACUACUGUAUUUAUUACUCAAAAUAAUAGACCUUCUGUGGAAUUUUUGGAGAGCACUGCCUCAUAUGACUACCAAAUAAAAGUCAGUUUUCAAACAGGAGGGAAUAAGGAAAUUUGUAAGUUCAGACAUUUGAGUUCAUUUGCUAUGAUAUUUGCUUGCUGUAUAAUCAACAGCAGAUUGUACGCAAUAAAAGUCACUGCUUUGUUUAUAUUAAUCAAUAAUAAUUAAGUUCUUUCUUCUGUAUAGCUACUGAGCUAGCUGAAGAUUAGAAGAGAAAAGACUGAUUGUUCCAUAAUUGUCUUGCAUUACAAAAGUAAACUUGAAAGGCAGACUUGUUGUUAAAGUUAGGUUAAUAAAAUCUGUUAACUUAUCUACAACAGUUACACCAAGAAAAAUUUUUAAUCACACAAUAAUACAAUAUUUUUCAUGCUGUCUUUCAUUAUCAUCAUGGGGAAGUAAAAUGCAUAAAUUCACCUUACCUUGUAUUAAAAUUUGAAAAAUUAUUGAAUAUCUUUCAUAAAUAAUGGUAGCCAACAGUUUACAGAGAUCAUAAACUCCAAGUUACUGGUACAUGGAAAAAAAAUCAUCAAACAUUUUGGGCUAGAUUUUUGUUUUAGUUUAUCUGAGUAGAUAAUAUAUAGCACUGAAAAUAAUGAAUUCAGAUAAUAACAUAGAUGCAGUUAGUUGAGAGCUAAGUCAAUUGGUUAUAAUUGUGCUUUUUCCAUAUUGUACCACAGUGGUACAACUACAACCAUAUGUAAGCUGCAUUGUGUUCACUAUUGUUGUUCCCUGAUGUGACUGUGACAGGAAAAUGACUUUGGUUAAAAAAUACUCAGUGUUAAAUAUAAUGAAAGAAAAACCAAUGAAAUUGAGUUUUAUAUCUGAUCAAACUGCUGCGCACACAAAAUUUUUCUAAAGUCCUAUCAACAAAUAGCAUUCUGGGAAACGUCUUAAGUGAGAAUACCAUUCUGAAAGACUGAUUCAUGUGUAUAUAAACAUUUAUGGACUGGUUAUCAGUGAAAUAAGGAUAUAAGGGCUUAUUUUAAUUUCAAUAUACAUUGUAAAUGAUUCUAAUUAUUUUAUUCUCAUAUGGUAAAGUGAACAAUUUGUUUCAUAUACUUUAAAAAACGCAUUACUACUAGUGCUGCAGACAGUAAUAAUUUGUGUGGUUAGGGGCUGAUUUUUUGCAUUUAUUGCUACUGAUAAUGUACACAUCAAAUUUGAUGCUAAGUUUGCAUCUUAUUUAUGUUUGUGUGUUUAUUUCCUUUACUUUAUAGUUGAUGCACUGAAACUGUGCCAUGAAAUGCAAGAGCUUUAACUUGAUAUGAUCAUUUGAAAUAACUUUCUUUUAAUUUUUCAGUCACAUUCUUGUUGCAGAAAAACAUAACCAGUUCUUCUUGAUGAUUACAGCUAACUUUUCCAUAAAUCAUCAAAAUAAUUAUAUUAUAAAGUAUACUUAUUAUAUUGCAGAAGCAUAAGAUUGCUGCUAUUAUUUUGCAAAUAGCUCCACAAAAAUUGAAAUUCAAUGUUGCUAUUAACAUACUGAAAUGUAAUGAUUUAUCCUGUAUCACAAUAAUUCUACACAUAGGCAAUAUUCAAAGAAUUCCAGUUUCAGUACUACUAGUCAAGACUUGACGUUACAUCAGUAAAGAGUGCAGAUUUGUUGCAAGUUAUUCCAUUGCUUCAGAUACUGCAUUUUUUUAUUUUUUUUUCAUCUAGUCAAACUAUGUGCAAUAUUGUCAAAUUGUCAAUAAGUGAAAGUCAUUGAUGAGAAUCAAAUGCAUUAUUUAAAUGUCUUCCUAUCAAGUGACUGGAUUGGAGUGUGGAUGUAAUGCAUUAGACUUUAACAGUGCGUGCAUUAUCGUUAUAUAUAUGAUAUAUAAAUAAUGUGUAUUAAGAUUUUGAUAUGAUAUGAGGCAGGGAUCUGAUUGAAUUGUUAAUAUAUAAUUAAAUGCAGUGCACAGUUACUGCUGAUGUAUAUUAUUUCAAAUAUUUUUUUCUAGCAAUACAAAGAGAUGACAAGUAAUAUUCAUUUGUGGGCAGGUAACAGAUAUUAUGUUUACUGAUGUUUGUCAGAGCCUUAAUGAUCUUUUUAUGUAGAAAAUGCAAGGUUUGAAGGAAAUGUUUGGCUGUGGUUAGCUGCAGUAUUGUUAUAAAACUGAUGUUGGAAGCUUUUGGAGUGUUUAGUGACAAAUACUAUCGGUUUACAUUUAACAACAAUAACUGCUAUCUUAGUACCCAAAUGUCUUACAGAGAUAUUUUCUUUUAUGAAUCAUUGUGUAGCAUCAUAGAUGAAUUAAGUGCUCCCUUGACACUUUUAGUCUUAAAAUGUUUUUUGAUCCAUAAUACACACAAAGUAAUGAAUAUUUCAUGAAAAUGAAUUAAAUUUUUGAAUAUAAUUUUUAAUAAUGUUUUAGAUUUAUUUAGGAAAUCAAAAUAUUAUAUUUUAAGUUCUACUUUAUGUAAUAAUUUUAAUAGAUAUAAAGGAAAUUUGAAACCAUUUAAAAUAUUUUAUACAAAGACACACACACACACACACACACACACACACACACACACACACACACACACACACACACACACACCUCCAAGUGAAGCAACCAGCAUCUCUGUAUCACUACAAUUCUGAAAACUUAAGUUGUAAUACGCAGUACUGAUGACAAUGACUUUCUGGUGCAUCCAGUUUUGUACUGUGUUAAAAAAAAAUCUCUUAAAAUAUCACUGCUCAUAAGUGUAGCAUUAAAAUGAGGAAAAAGUCUUCUGUAGUCACUUCUUCAUUAUGACACAGUAAACUGUGAGUGGCCUUGUCAAAAUAUUUCUAGUUAUUUGAUCUCAUUGCAGCAGUUACCGAGCUGUAGGAUGAAACUCUUAUUUGGUGCUCUGCUAUAUAGUAUCUCAUUGAAUUUGUGUUCAUGUUAGUACAAUUAAUGUUUAUUGUAAAGAGAGAAUUUAUUUUGUGUGUUUGAGAUGUCAAGCUUGAAUGAAUGAGUAUGUAAUGGCCGCUGUCUUUUCUUUUUCGUACCCCACUUGUGCUUCAGAUUCUUAGUAAUCUUCAUGCAGCAUGAAAUUUGCUUAAAUAAUUUUUUUUUAUUUUAUUCAAUGUGAAAGGUACAUAUCCACAAAGAAAAAUUUGUUCAGUACUCACAGUGGUUCAGCAGUUUCAUGAAGAUGCAGAAUAUUUCUAAACCAUCUCACAAUUGCCAGAAUGUUUCUGUAAUGUUAUUUGUAAUAUGCAUUAUUUAUACCUUUGUGACUUCUGCAGCAGAUUUGAGUUAUUAUAGUACAACAGAUAAAUUUUAAUCAAGCUAAUUAAAAAAGUUUUAAAAUAUUUUGAAUGAUAAAAAACAUAUUUUUUUCUAAUGAUUGAUUGAGCUAAAAGGAUGGAAACUGCAUAAUCUGAAAUCAGAUAUUAAAGUAAUGAGGCAUUUUAUGCAACGACAGUAAACUUCUACAAUUCUGUUCAUCCUAGUAUCAAUGAACUAGCAAACAAGAUAUUAUAAAUUAUACAGUUUAGAAGAAAAUUGUUAUAUCUACAAAAGAAUGAACUGCUGAUAAAUUUUACCAGUUUAUCUGUGAGGCUGUUAUAUGCAUGAAACAACUGUAUCUGUUUAUAUUAUGUCAUUUUUAAUGCACAACUACUCCUAAUUCAGUCUUCCUUCCUCUCUUGGUUACUUCAACAUGUGUGAUACUAGACACAUUUACCUUUUAUGUACAUCUGAAAGUGGUUUUGUUUAGGCAGUCACAGAUUAAUGAACAAUAUGUUGAUAAUUUCAGUGUCAUUUGCACAUUUUUGCUGGAUAUUUAAGGCACCAUCUCUGUGAGUAUACAUAUGAAUAACAGAAUAUGUACUGACAUAAUAAUUACCAGAUUUCAUAUAAUUCAGGAUUCAUCAGAAUGUUUACAUACUAUUAAGUCAUUUCGGACUGUCAUGAGUGAUUUUUGAAAAAAAUAAAUAACAUUAAGUGCAGCAUUUGUGAUGUGUGCCUUAGAUGACCAAAUUAGGGUUCAUGUCUAAGAGAAGUCCAUGGUGCAUUACAUGCAGAAGUGUUGCUGCUGACUCAUUACCCUAGCUGCCUUGUUCUAUUUUCAGAUACAACAGCAUAAAAUUCCCUUUGCAAAUUUCAAGUCUUCUAUUUACAGAAGAAAUAUAUGAAAGGUGUGAUAUUUUUUUUAAAUUAUAUGAAGCACUGACUGUAUAUAGCCACUGUAUGUAUGUUACAAUACAGCCAAACUUGUGACAGCUGUGUGUUAUGAUUUUUACUAUGUAAGUUCAUUUUUUAUCAUUUUUAAACUUGUGCUGUAUUUUUGUUUUAUAAAUACAUUGUUUUUUAAGAAAUUGUAAAUUUCUAGUCAUGAAGAGUAAUAAAUUAUUGAAUGAAAGGGAAUGCUUGUUUUUCUGACUAUAUUUUAAUACUAGUAUUUCAGCCACUAGAUUUUGCUUCUAUCAUAAGAGCACUUUAAAAUUUCCUGUUGACACCCAUUUUCAAAAUACUGUGAUAAUAUAAAUGGGAUACUGGUGCUAAAUAUGUGACAUUCAGGAAUGCUAUCAGGGUGCUUUGUACAGUUGUGUUUUAUGUUAAUUAUUUUGUAAUCAG
This is a messenger RNA of Schistocerca cancellata (South American locust), 8766 nucleotides long. RefSeq names its product protein kinase C-binding protein NELL1-like. The transcript is spliced from 15 exons. The coding region runs from base 58 to 2943 and encodes 961 amino acids. NCBI's taxonomy places the organism in Eukaryota, Metazoa, Arthropoda, Insecta, Orthoptera, Acrididae. Gene Ontology annotation, molecular function: calcium ion binding; protein binding. The record is from RefSeq and is a predicted model, not a curated record.